Molecule: messenger RNA, 867 nt
Organism: Paramecium primaurelia
Lineage: Eukaryota; Ciliophora; Oligohymenophorea; Peniculida; Parameciidae
Source: the annotation of a GenBank genome assembly
AUGGAUUUAUUAUUUAAAUUUUAUAACAAAAAAUGUUAGCCUUAUUCAUUACGAAAAUGUCUUCAUUACGGGGAGGUGGUUGCGGAUCUUUUUAGAAUGAAUCCAAGAACAUAUGCAAACUUACAGUCAGAUAUUUAAGAUAUAGACAAUUUCAUUAUCAAAUUUAGUUCUUUUGUUGAAAUAAUUUGUGCUAAAGCUGAUGUUGCUAUCAAUUCAAUAGAAUCUUAAGAAAUAAUGUUAGCCAUAUAAUGGUUUAUUUUUUAAGAGGAACAAACUCAAUAAGAAUCCCUAAAAUAUCAUGAAAUCAUAUAACCUGAUUGUAUAGGGAAUCCGAAAAUUAUUGAAAAGUUGUUAGAUCUAUAUUAGAACAGAUUAGUUUAAAUUUUUGUAUAUCUAAUAGACUAUAGCAUCUCUAUCCAAAGUUAUAUUUAGUUUCCAUGUAAUGAAUAGCGAUAGAAUUUUGAAUUUUGAUUAUUAAAAGUAAUUUUUAGAUAAAAUAAUCAAUAAAAAUAGAGAAGAUUUGAUUUAAAUUUAAAUGGAAGUUUAUCUUUUCUUAACAAAAACUUCUUUCGAGAUAGCUCCAAAUAAUAAUCACGAAAGGGAAGAUAUUGUAAAAGGAUUUAUAAGUGGUAUAUUUGGAUCGUUAAUACAAUUUAAACCUAAUUUCUGAAUUACUUGAAUCCUUAUUUAAGGCAGCUUGUCAAAUUCACAACAUCCAUACAAUUAAAAAAAAUAGAAAAUAAUAUGAAGUGUAUUUUUAAAUAGAAAUGUUAUAAUGGGAAUUUAUCAGUUUUUUUAGAAAUGAAAAAUAAUUAAUCCUAAAAGAAAUACUUUUACAAAUUUAGGGAAUAUAUGAAAAUCUUGUGA